UCUUUUUCUUCCUAAAAAAACAGAAAUGAAAAAGAAAAUGGUAGCUUGAAGUAUAUAUUAAUGGUGCUAAAACAUACUGACCACCAAAUGUGAAGGCGGGAAGAGAAAUGGUCUGGCCAAUCCGCCAAAAAGCUUCUUGGAUGGCAGCCGUAAGUACUCUAGGACCUGGUUUAAGAAAUACCCAUCUGGGUGUUCAUAAACACUCCUCUAGAUCAAACCAGAGAAAUUUGGCACAAGCUGAAGAAACCCAUCUAGGAUUACUGCAUGAAAUCAAAAGGCAUCCAGUUGUAAGACCGGAGGCUUUGAGUGAUGUGUCAAAAGCUAAGAAUGGACUCAACUUUGGUGAAAUGAAGGAUAGGUUUCUCAGUUUCAAGAAGCAGAAAUUUUUGAGAGAGUCAGAGCAUUUCCAAAAUCUAGCUCAAGUUCAAGAUCCUAAGUUUAUGGUGAUUGCUUGUGCAGACUCUAGAGUAUGCCCCUCUAACAUACUAGGCUUUCAACCUGGAGAGGCCUUUAUGAUUAGAAAUGUAGCAAACCUCGUUCCCCCUUUUGAGAAUGGAGCAUCAGAGACUAAUGCAGCCCUCGAAUUUGCAGUAAAUACUCUUGAAGUUGAGAACAUAUUUGUCAUUGGCCACAGUAGUUGUGCAGGAAUUGAGACCCUCAUGACAAUGCAAGAUGAUGGUGAUUCAAGUAGCUUUACGCAUAGAUGGGUUGUGAAUGCUAAAGUUGCCAAAUUAAGAACAAAAGCUGCUGCGCCGCACCUUAGCUUUGAUCAGCAAUGCAGGUACUGUGAGAAGGAAUCGAUCAAUCGUUCGUUAUUGAAUUUGCUUGCAUAUCCAUGGAUAGCAGACAAAGUAAGGAAGAAACUGCUCUCAGUUCAUGGAGGAUACUAUGAUUUCUUGAAUUGUGCAUUUGAUAAAUGGACACUUGAUGUAAAUGGUAGCAACAAUACCCUAGGGGGUAAACACUACUUGGUGAAAGAUCGAGAGCUUUGGUUGUGAUCCAUUUCUUGCUUCUUCUAUUCAAAACGUCUCUCUGUAAAUCAUUAAUGUAUGAUGUAAAUGGUGUUAAAAGUCACAAAAUACAGACAAUUCUUAGUCCUGUAAUAUAUAAUGACCGAUUUCAAUUUGUGUG
Messenger RNA from Fragaria vesca subsp. vesca, 1131 nucleotides. RefSeq names its product carbonic anhydrase-like. Gene Ontology annotation, molecular function: carbonate dehydratase activity; zinc ion binding. The transcript is spliced from 10 exons. Lineage: Eukaryota; Viridiplantae; Streptophyta; Magnoliopsida; Rosales; Rosaceae. The record is from RefSeq and is a predicted model, not a curated record. Gene Ontology annotation, biological process: carbon utilization. The coding region runs from base 108 to 998 and encodes 296 amino acids.